Rhinocladiella mackenziei CBS 650.93 is the source of this 1602-nucleotide messenger RNA. RefSeq lists its product as uncharacterized. The transcript is spliced from 8 exons. Gene Ontology annotation, molecular function: oxidoreductase activity. Lineage: Eukaryota; Fungi; Ascomycota; Eurotiomycetes; Chaetothyriales; Herpotrichiellaceae. Bases 1 to 1602 code for a protein of 533 amino acids. The record is from RefSeq and is a predicted model, not a curated record.
AUGAAGCUAGGCUUUCUUCCCAGUGCGUCUUUAUUGACCUUGACCCUCAUCGGGUACUCCGUCGCAGCCCCUGCUCGCCGACAAGAUGAUAGCUGUCGGCGAACCAAAGUUGCCAUUCUAGGAGGAGGAAUGGCGGGCGUUACGGCAGCACAAGCGCUGGCUAAUGCAUCUGUUGAUGAUUUUGUCAUUGUUGAGUACCUGGGAGAUCUUGGAGGGCGUGUGGCUCAUACUACUUUUGGUGCUCAACCUGACGGGACACCCUACGUUGUUGAGCUAGGUGCAAACUGGGUACAAGGACUCCAGACUGAUGACGGUCCUGAGAAUCCCAUAUGGUAUUUGGCACAGAAAUACGAAAUCAACAAUACAUACUCGGACUACGACAGCAUGAAGACAUAUAACGAAACUGGCGAAGUCGACUUCCUAGAUCUCCUAGACGAACUUGAUGAGGCUUAUGCAAUCUUGGAGCAAAACGCCGGACAUAUGCUCAGUGAAGGCCUGCUAGAUUACUCAACUCGUGCCGGGCUUGACAUUGCUGGAUGGAAACCCAUGAAGGACCCCAAAAAGAAUGUCUUGGAAUGGUUUUACUUCGAUUGGGAGUAUUCCUACACGCCUGAACAAUCCUCUACGUUAUUCACCAUUGUGAACUACAAUACCACAUUCUACCAAUGGAGCGAAGAGAACAACUUUGUCUGGGACUCUCGAGGCUUCAACACCAUUAUUAAAGGAGAGGCGUCAGUAUUUAUGAAUUGUACCGAAGAGUACGACUGCUCUGGAGACUCUCGACUCCUGCUCAACACUAUUGUCACUCACAUCUCUUAUUCGGACGCCGGCGUCACGAUCACCAAUGAGGAUGGCUCGUGUAUCGAAGCGGACUACGCCAUCUGCACUUUCAGUGUUGGUGUUUUCCAAAAUGAUGCCGUCUCUUUUGAUCCUCCACUUCCUGCUUGGAAGCAGAGUGCAAUCGCGACCUUUCAGAUGGGGACGUACACAAAGAUUUUCAUGCAAUUCCCUCCCGAUCAAGUAUUCUGGAAUACAAGUGUUCAAUUUUUCCUGUAUGCGGACCCGGUCACGAGAGGAUACUAUCCAGCCUUCCAAUCUCUCGACGGCGAAGGAUUUCUACCGGGAAGUGGUAUCUUGUUUGUAACGGUGGUUGAAGAAGAGAGCUAUACUGUCGAGGCGCAAGACGAAGAGACUACAAAACACGAGAUUCUCGAAGUGCUUCGUGAUAUGUACGGGGCGGAGAAUGUCCCAAUGCCCACUGCGUUCAUGUAUCCCCGUUGGAGUUUAGAACCGUGGACAUAUGGUUCAUACUCGAACUGGCCUCCAGGGACAACACUCGAGCAGCAUCAGAAUCUGAGAGCGAAUCUUGGAAGAUUGUACUUUGCAGGAGAAGCCACCAGUGCACAGUACUACGGGUUCUUGCAAGGAGCGUACUAUGAAGGUAAGGAAGCCGGUGAAGCAGUCGCGGAUUGCCUGGUACAUCCCAAACGUUGUAGUGGCUAUGACCGUUACGAAGUGCUUCAUGGUAUAACGCAAUCCAACGAGUAUAACACGAUGAAUGGAUGGAUGGUGACCAGUUUCCAGACGAACGGGCUCGAGUAA